AUCGAAGAAAUGUGCCAUCCUUACAAACUUGUGAAAAGAGCAUCUAGAGCACUUUCCUUCCCAAAAAAAUAUAGACUCACUCAAUUUGUCGAAAGAAGUUACGAUCGAGCAAAAAUCAACAUCCCUGAAAAACUACAAACAAGUCACCUGGAGCACAACGCAAGCUUUGUUAAAGGCCUUGUCGAUAAAGUAGGAGAUCGCAACCCUAUUUUCAAAGUUCGGAAAAUACUCGGAACCGGAAGCUGCUAUCAAAAUACUAAAAUAAUAAGACCAGAUGAGACGGACUAUCUCUUGGUACUGAGUAUAUCAAACCGUGUGAAGACGGUUUGGGAAUGGGCAAAUGUAUAUUCGAUUGAAAUAUGUGAUAAAUCUCUGCUGUUUAAACUAGAACAACAUGGAAUAAGUGAAGACGUCAAUGGGAAGAAUUGUUGUAAUAGUUUACAUCUAGUAAAUGAAUUCAAAAAUCUUGUGAAUGGAUGUCUAAAUGAUCACCAAGAUGUGCUCGGAGUAUCGUACAAGGGAGAUGAUAUACUAUCUUGGAAACAUACCCCUGCUUCUUGGGACGCAUUCAAAAAACACAAUCAUCUACAACAAAUAUAUGGUGAGACACUCUCGAUUAAGAGUAAAUGGCGUAGAGAUAUACGUGACCCAACUCUUGAGAAGGAUCAAGUCGUACUGGAUAGAAUGAAUCAUGGCCCCAGUGUAAGAGUUCGAAUCGGAGGACCUCUCUGUACCACAGAUCUAGACUUGUGUCUCUGCAUUGAUUCACCACAAAUAGAAAAUUCUAGUGAAAGGUAUGUUGCAGUACCUGUUUCAAAACUCGGCGAACCGUAUUGGACUCUUUCGUCUUAUGAGGAUCCAAUCAAGCUUAGGCUAGAUGAAGAUCACAGAAAGAUAUUAAUGGUUUUGAAGGACUUGUUUUCUGAAUGUAAGAAUACUCCGAAUCCGGGGAAUUUAGCAGACUCUCAUAAUCUGAAAACAUUUGUCCUUCACCACCAGGAACGAUGUCUGAAGAGACCAGCUGAAGAGAGGUGCCUGGGAAAUUGUCUGGACGAUAUAGUGCAUCAUAUGUUUGAGAAGUACAACAUGAGAAUAGAUGAGAAUAAUAUCUCAGUAACUAAUACACCUAGUAGUCUAUCUGACAUGAUCUUUCCAGGGGUGCCUCUACGCAUAAGUGAUAGCGAUGAAUAUAGUUCGGGUCUUCCUGUUUUGUUCCUGUACGCUUUGAUGCAGCUUGUGAAGAUGGACUCUCCAAUCUCGGGACACAAAAUCCAUUCUAUUGAUCGCUGGUUGAUCAUCAAUGAAGUAAACAAAUACAUAAUAGAGAAAAGACAUAAGUGGAUUUUACCAUUAAGUGCAAUGGAACAUAUUAAAGAGAGCUUAAUUAAAUAUAAACUUAGAUCAGCUAUUAGUUAG
Messenger RNA from Owenia fusiformis, 1416 nucleotides. Lineage: Eukaryota; Metazoa; Annelida; Polychaeta; Sabellida; Oweniidae. The record is from the annotation of a GenBank genome assembly.